AUGGCCCCAACGUCCAAGGCGCCCGAGUCCGCCUCCCCGACAACGACCGGGCCCGAUGGCGACUCGUCUGUGGAUAACAUUGCCCAGAUGCCUCACUCCGUCUCUCCUCCCCCAGUCACCUCGCUGAGUACUGCACCAUCCGCCUUUGGCAAGCCCGUUGGCAGCUCCGCUGUCCUCCGCUCGUACAUACGGAGCGGCUGGGAACUUGCCUGGUGGUGCACGCUGUGA
Molecule: messenger RNA, 228 nt
Organism: Colletotrichum lupini
Lineage: Eukaryota; Fungi; Ascomycota; Sordariomycetes; Glomerellales; Glomerellaceae
Exons: 2
Coding region: 1-228 (75 amino acids)
Source: RefSeq, a predicted model, not a curated record